UAGUGACAUCCAUGCAACGAUGAGGUGAAGCAGUUGUUUUCGUCUCUAUGGUUCCGACUAGCUGUCUGUUAUUACCAAUAACAAGGUUAUCUCGGCACGACCGCAGUGUGUUUGCCAAGUGGGAUAUCAGUUUUCAUUUGGAAUUACUGCCAGACUGACUCCGUCACCCCUGCCUCGUUUUUCGGUGAGUUUAUCGCCAUGUUAACAUCGGUUCCCACCAGGCUAAUUGCGCGAAGGUCGCGUAGCCUGUCACCGUGCAGUCGUGUUCUCCAGACCAGUGCAGGGGCCGCCGCAAAUCAGGGCAUCCGAGAGACACCGGCGGAGACCAACCGCAACCCCAUCGUGUCCACCUCCCGGGUCUCCAGAAGAGGUAUUUUAGCUGAAGAAACCGCUGGGAAUGUUACCAAUGUGAACCCGUCGGUGCAGUACCACCACCUCGCCCCUAGAUGGCUGUCCAACCUGGAGAACCGCCGGAGCUCAUGGGCAGCUCUCGCCAGCAGAGGACGCGACAACAACCAGUACUGGGAGGGGAGCGGGCAGAGGGGUGGAGGUGAGGGCCGGGGGACAGGUGGAGGAGCCAACCGGUCAGGAGUGGCUUCUGUCGGGGUUCUGUCUGCUGCGGCCGUGGCCUUCUGCCUGAAGAAAGACUCCGAUAAUAAAGGUAGACCCAGUUACCUGACAUUGUGUUGUCUGAAUUGGUUUACUGAAAGCAUUUGAAAUAGUUUAAUAGGAGCCCACGGUUCCCCACUGGUGUAAUAAAUUUCAUAUGAAAAACAGAAACAGCUUUGAGUACAACUAUUUUAAUAAUUUCCUUGCAAUAAGCAUACAGCUGUCAUAAUAGCCAAAAAAAAUCAGGAUUGUAUUCUUUUUAAAACCUUUAUUUUUGGUCUUGUGUCUGAUUUUGCAAUAAAUAGGUGAUGCACUUCUGGAGGCAGCGAGGACAAACAACUCCCAGGAUGUGGCCAGGUAAUAAAUAAGCUUACAUUCGCAUACACUUCUCAAUAAAUCACUCAGCUUGUAUUCACAAAACACAAUAUUUUUCUACUUUUAUACAAGAACAUAUAUUGCAUUAUCUAUACACAUUCAUCAUCUUGCCUGGGCCUAGUAUCCUUUGGUCCAUGAGCUGGGUAUUCUUAAUGAUCUAGUUGGUUACAAAAGCAUUUAGAAGUUUUGAAGUCGUGUCUGCAGGCCAGUUUCUUCCACCAAAUUAUUACUUGUACCUUUAUUGAAAGCCAAAGCCUCAGUUUAGGUUCAGAUCAUUGACAAAGACCAAUUCCUGCAACACCAAUGAAUGUUCACAGUAGUGUUGUUUCGUUCACGAACGAUUCGUUCAAAAGAACUUUUUUUUUAACUGCUAAAUUGCCACCACAACAACUUGCAUACAAUAGGACACAGCAUGAAACAAGUAAUGCAUUAAACCAGCAGCAUCCUAUCAUUGCAGUGGUUUGCGAGCAACACAGCCUCUUGUCUUCUGGUCCCAGAAGCUUCGAAUCUGAACUGAAUCCUGAACCCUUCAGCUGUGUAUCAGUUCAGGAGGUCAGAGUCACAGGCUUCUCCCGCCAAGCGCUGAAUGAUUCGGUGAUUUAGUAAACGGGUCUUUUGAAUGAAUCUUUUUAGUGAACUGAUUCAAGUGAUUCAGUACAUCUUAAAGAACUGCUGUGCCCAUCACGAGUUCACAGCCUUGUUUUAAUCACCUGUAGUUAUAGUGUGCACAAUAUCCACUAGGUGGCAGAAGAGAACCAUCUAAAGUUUGUCAUCAGUGCAGGUGUUUGCAGGAUCUAUAUCAAACUUUGCGCUCAGUGCUCCUGUUUCAACAGCAUCCAUACCUGUUUUUUUGCCACCUUGUUUUUUUUUUUUAGCUGUCUUGACAAUACCUCUCUCACUUUACAUUACAUUACCUGUAUAACAGUCUGCAAAAAAGUUGCUCUUUCAUUGGAGCUGAUACCAAAUUAUUUUGUUGUGAGGUAUGACCCUCAUGAUUGGGCAACAAUUAGACUCAUGUUUGUGAAUGUUGUAUUUGUAUAUGUACGUUAGAUUUUAGGGUACUUGUCUCAAUGUACCUGAGUACAGCAUACAUGUGUGUAUUCACGUGUGUCUCCAUUUGCUGUCUUAGAUUACCUCUGCCCUGUGGCAGAUGGUGUAGGUGAGAGUGCAGCGAGACAGUCAGCUAGACAACCAGUCUGCCGACCCCAGAUGUGUUAAGUGCUUUGGUUUAGUUUGGAGCAGUGGUAGAGUAUCAGGGCGUGUCUGUUCGGAGGCAAGAGAGAGGAUAGAGAUCUUGAUUGAGAUAGCAUUUUAAACUCCAGAGUUUGUGUUCUUUCGUGCAUGUGAAAGCAUUUAAAAUUAAUAUAAUGUCUACAUUUUUAGCUUUUGAAGUGUUAUGAGACCCAAUAGUAAUAGUAAUUAAUCUUUAUACUUUAGUUUUACCGCAUUUUAUCUUCCUUUUUGGGGAAGGCAAACCUAUUUUUUUUAGGUAUGGUUUCAAAAGAAGUGAAAAAGUGUUAAAGCAGUGUUUUCAGGACAAUGAUUUGAAAUCCCUUUUUGUUUUGUUAUAUUGGUCAAACACUUAAACUUUACAGAAAACUGAUGUCAGUCCCUUGAUGAGGGAUCAGAGUUAUGUUGUAGUGUGACUGUCUGGACUCGAAUCCUUUCUUCCCUCUGUGGUACAUUUAGUCUGCUAUACUUUCCUGUCAUCUUUACCAUAAAAUCAUUAGGUAAAAUUUGCAAGUAUCACUUUAAAUAAUGUCUAUUUUUUUAAUCCCAGAACAUUUGGGAAUGUUAAACAGGUGCUGUAGUUGAAUUUGUUCAAAACACAAAGUGUGAUGUAACCGUAGCGGUGGGUAAUUUUCUCAGCACCAAUGCUACAUGCAGACCAGGCAGGGAAAACAGAGCCACAGAGCUGAGUGCAAACCAGACAGGGGCCAAUCUGUUGACUAUAAACACACACACUGUCUGCCUGUUCAGCACAACAGACGACAGACGGAACACACACACACACACAUUACCAAAGACUGUGCCACUCCAAUACCUGAUGUCCUACCCCCAGGCGGAAAACCUUGCACACACCUGGCUCACACUCACAGAGACACCGUAAUCGGUAGAGGAGCAUUGUGUGGUUUCACCUGAAGAUAAGGAUAUCACAGUUGCAUGUCGGUGUCUAACAAGGCAGGUCUGCGAUGCAGUCAGACAAACAGCUGGUCAGCCAUAUUGCUGGUUUUAAAGAGCAUCUUUCCUUUUGUUUCUUUUCUAUGAACAAAUGUCAUUCCAGCAUCUUUAGUUUACCCCGUGCUUUAUGACACUGACAGAUCAGUAUUGCUGCAAACAUAUUUACACCACGACUGCAUGAGAAGCCGUUUGAAGCUCCCUCUGCUUUAUGUUGACGUUUAAAGGGAUGACAAUUUAUAAUUCUCUGUUGUUUCUUUUUCCCAUCAGACUGUUGAAAGAGGGGGUCGACCCAAAUCACCGGCAUCGUCUGGGUUGGACUGCUCUCAUGGUGGCUGCCAUGAACCGACAACACAGGUCUGUAUGCGUGUGAACAAAUCAUAUGUUCUCCGGCUCUGAGAUGCCCUCCCCGGUGAACAUGUGUUACAGUAAUGUAGUGUUUUUAGUACCACGCAGCUGUCUGCAGGAGUUAGCGUGUCAGCAUAUGUUAUCCACGUCCCUGCUUGAGUUGUUACAGUAGGUCUUCAGGAGUGCAAAGUGCAACUUUCAGACCGACAGACGGUCUUUACCCUGUCCCCCAUCUCUCUGUUCAACAAAUUAAAUUAGCCUUCUGGCCCCCUGAACACACACGACACAGAGAGGGGCCGAGGUUAAGGCCGGGCCAAAUCCAAUUUACAGGGCUUUUAUUUUCUCCAUCAGGACUGUGUGGUCACUUUUUGUUUAAGGGCCUUAUGUGAACCGUGAGAAGAAUAAUGUGAUAUUUGAGUAUGAAAAAUAGAUCAAAAUGAGCUUAUGUUAAAUCUCAGGGCUACAGUUACUCCAUUGUUAUGUUCAUGAACUUGAAAUAUAUAAAGGUGGGAACUGUGAUUCAUUUGCAACUUCAGUAUUGUGUGAUGACUCAGAAUGAGUCCUAAUAUAAUGUUCUCUUAGCUUAAGGAAAGCUGAUUAAGAUUUUAUGUACAUUUUUUUUUUAAUUGCAAAGUUUGGAUUGUUGAUUUUUAUAGUUUUGUGUUCAUUGAGUUUAUAAUUGAAUUCUAGUUUAGAGUUAUUAAGGUGCAUAAUCAUUAGACAAUGCACAAGAAAUGAAUAAGUGACAUGUUUUGACAUUUAUGGUUCAAAAAAAUUUUCAAAAAAGACAUUUUUAACAGUUUUAGCUUUUGAUCUGUGAGGAAUUGCGACUUUUACAUUAUGAACAUAUAAACGAGCACCGUCCUAAUUCUGCUUUGUUUUAUUCACAAUAAUCAAUCAGUUGGUCAGGAGAACCAUAGAUGAAAUGAUAAAUCAAUGCACAGUGUUGGAUUUUUAGCAAUGUGGCACUUCUAGUUUCAAAUUCAUUGACUGAUACCGACACUCAGGUGCAUCUCAAUAAAUUAUGGUAUCAUCAAAAAGUUGAUUUUAUUUCAGUAAGUCAGUUCAAAAAGUGAAACUCAAAAAACUUAAGGGGCACAAUGAAAUUGAUCAAAUAAUGUUUGUCUUAUUGGUCGACAUAAGUACUAUUAUUUGAAAUCAAUUUUACGUCAGUUGGUAACAUGACAUUGAAGCUAUUGAAGGAAAGGUUCAAAAUUUGCCUUUAGAUUUAACACAAAUAUUUUUUAGAGGACAAAUUCGGGAAAUAAAUAGGUGUGUCUUAUUGUCCGAUCUUAGUACUAUUAUUUUAAAUCAAUUUUAGGAAAGGAAAGGAAGGAAAACACCCUUUUUCUAAGAACAUCAACUGGUAAUUUAUUGAUGGUCCCUUAUUCAACACCUAAGGUUGACAGCGAGGAUGCCGAGUAGAUUAAACCAUCUGUUGUCCGUUGAAUAUCCAACCCAAAAUUAACUUCACUGCCAUAUUUACAUGAAAAAGCAUUUGUUGCCUCGCCUGAUUUUUUUCUAUGCGCACAUGUGCUCCUAAAUACAUCUUACAAGUCACAAGCAUCUAUUUUUAGGCGAUUUUAAUUUGAUAUUUUAAUGCGAGUGAAAUUGUCGCACUGUUGAGCCCUGCUAAUACAGUUUUUGUUUUGUUUUUUUCAUUUUGAUGUUUAUAACGUACAGCUAAUGAAAACCCCAAAUUCAGUAUCUCCAAAGAUUAGAAUAUUGUGAAAAAGUUCAAUACUGGAGACUCAUGAUGUCACACUCUAAUUAGAUGAUUAACUCAAAACACCUGCAGCAGUCACCUGGGCCGUUAAACGGUCUGUCAGUCUGGAUGAGUGGGCCACACAAUCAUGGGGAAGACUGUAGACUUGACAGUUGUCCAGAAGAUGAUUGUCGACACCCUACACAAGGAGGGUCAGACACGAAAGGUCAUUGCUAAAGAAGCUGGCUGUUCACAGUGCUGUAUCCAAGCACAUAAAUGAAAAGUUACAUGAAAGGAAAAAAGAGGUAGAAAAAAAGAAUUCAAUUACUGAAUUCAAUUAACUUAUUGAUGAUAUUCUAGUUUAUCUAGAUACACAUUUUUCAUUGCAGAGAAAAACCAAAGCUCUCUUACACUAGAAUUUACCUGUUACUUUUACUGUGACCGUCUUUUUACUGUAAAAACAGACACAAAACAUAUUUAACCACAUUUGUCUGCCAUAAAUGAUCCAUGUAUCCUUUUCAAAUAUAGAUAUUCAGUAAUGUUUCUGCUGUCUGAUUCUGACACUUCAAAAUACCAUCAAAUGACCAAAAUGUAGAAGCUUGUUGAUGCAUACAAGCUGCUAUCAUGUGCAGAAUUAAUGCAUCACCUAAUCGGCCAAACAUUGGUAGAAAUGUCUCUUAUGUACUAAUACCUUUAAUUGACAUUUCAAGCUUUUAUCAAGCAAAACAGAUAUAACUAAUAAAAAUACGCACUCUUAAUAAUUAUUUUUUCUCUCUUCUGCUCCCUGCCUUGUCUACAAGUCAUCCUCAGAGACGCAUAAAUACACGAGCUUCCAUUAUUUCACUUAGCUUUUAUGUUUGAGCUCCAUUAUGUCAUUGGAUUUGCAUGUUGUGUGCUGAGUGAUCAGUCUUUAAUAUUUAUGCAUUUAAUGUGUUUUUGGAUAUAAGUUUGCGUACUCAUAUUUGUCUUUUUACUGUUUGUGUAUGUGUGUCAUUGCCCUCGUCUUGUAUGUGCAUUUGUGUGUGUUAGUGUGUGUGUGUGUGUGUGUGUGUUAUGAGAGCCAUAACUCAGCGAGGCAGUGACACUCCUCUGUGUUUAAUCCCGUCUCUAACCCCCCAGUGAGCCGUCACUGCUGCAGGGAAGACAGAACAUCAGUUCACACACAUCAGUCACACACAAACACACUCGCUCAUCCCCGCACACACAAGCGAGGAAGCGUGUAUGGAUGCGCACACACACACACAUACACACACACACGGGGAGUUUAUACCAAAUAUCUUAGAAGCCAACUGCCUAUUACUCAGUAAGCCACAACUUUAUUUGCAGGCGAUAAGUGAAAACACAGGGAGCAUCACUCAUGAACGAGGUUUAGCCUGUAGCUAAAGUGUCAGGAUGGAUCUUAUUGUUGAAUUACUCCCCUCCCUUCAUCACGGCUCGUUUCCCUUUACUGAAACGGAAGUAAAAGCUAUGAGUUUUAAGCUCUGCGAAACAGUUUGAAGGUGAAGUUUUCAGCCUCUGUCGUGUUCAAGGGUCGAGGUGCGGCUGUUUUAGAGCUAUCAGGGGUGGAGUAGGAGGCGGUGUGUAAGAAUUAAGGCUGAAUUUUGUGGGGGGCGUGUGUUUGCUGAGCUUUGAUGUGAGGCUAAAUCAGGGAGGCGCAGGGCCUGGCCCACUGUUUGCACUCUUUAACACACAAUGCCCAUCUCCAUCUCUCUUACAAUCGCUCCUUCCCUUCCUCGCCGCAUUCACGUGCACAAUGAGCGCUCAGCCGAGUGUAGCGCCUGUUGACUGUUGCGACUUGUCGGCUGAGCAACACGAUGGGAGAGAGAGAGGGACAAAACGAGGGAAAGGAGAGGGAUGAGUGGCUCAUCGGGAAAGAAAGGAGAGAAUAGUUUAGAUCUGGAGAGAGUAUGAUGGAGCGGGAUUACGGGUUUGGUAUAGGGAUUAGCUGCAUUGAAUAGUGAUGAAAAUCACCAGGAUGAGCUACCAGUGAAACGUUACUGUGAUAGUCACCACUCAACAUGAAUAUAGUGUGGAGAAAUCUGGUUUAGUGGUGAAAUCAGAGACUGUUUAUGGUUCGUCAUUGUUUCUGUUUGUGUUUUCCUCUGUUCUCUGGGAUUGUGUUGCUUCAUAUGAGAACUAAGUGUAUAAUAAGCACAAUCAAAAGGGACUGCGCCACAUUACAGCAGCAUUUUUUGAUGUCAUUAUUCAUAUGUGAGCACCACUUUAGUUUUCCACAAUGGUGUAACUCCAUUGAUAAUAUGUUGUUUCAGUGGCAACAUGCAGUAAUUAAGGGAGUCCUUUUUUGUAUGUUUUUUGUCUGCGUGGUCUGCCUUGUAUUUAUCAUAUUAUAAACCAACUAACCUGUGUUAUGGGCCUGUGUAUUAUCCAUUCCAUUCAAUCUGAGCUGAAAAUACAAAAACAAACACUGUUAUUUUCAUUUUUUGGUUAUACAGAAAAACAAAUAAUCAAAAUAGUGACUCGUUGUUUUGUUUUUUGUUUACUGGAUUGGAUGGAAUAAUUGAAUGGACAGAUAAUACAUGGACCGUUAUGUUCCUUUGGUGUUACACAUUUAAAGAAAAUUAAGUAAAAUAAUAAUAAUAAUAAUAAUAAAUAAAGGAGUAAUAACUUGAUGGUUAAAACUGUGGUAGACAGGGUUGGAUUAGCAAAUUUUGCUUCUAAAAAUGUUUAAAUUGAUGCUAAUCUCUAAAAAAAUUAGACUUACACUGUCUGUGUGCAUAUACUGCUCUUAUAGUUUUAUUUCAAACCUGUAACUGAAGACAAAUAAAUGCAUUAAGCGAUGCUCUCACUUACAGUAAAUCAAAACGUUAUAAGAUAUGGAUGAAAAAAAGCACACUUAACAGAGCUGCCCGCAACAGCAGCUGUUCAGGUUACUGAAGGCACACCUGCUUACAGAUGGUCCCAGGACGUACAGUACGGGAGAGAGUGACAUCAUAGAAAAGGUUUUUACAUGCAUGACCUGCUAGAGGUACGCUAGGUAACCCAAACUGCGGGGAGAGACACUCAACCCAUCCACCAUUUACUCUUCUUCUCAGUAAUGCUUGAACAAUGUGCAUGUUUUUUUCUUUCUUUUUUGAAGAAGCAGCUUUUACUUGUUUUACUGACAUCACAGAAUCAACCAGAGCCUCCUCUGGUGUCAGUUAUUCCAAACUUACCUUUGAAAGAAAAUGAUCUCUUAUAUUUUGUAUGAUUACUUGCAUGUUACUUGUUGAGAAAUUAGAAUAUUAAUGCGUCCAUUUUGAUCACGAUAUUUCUAUGAUAUAUACUGCUUGUCUUAAUAGUAGAAAAAUAUAGAUUUAGAUAGAAAAAAAACUUAAUUCCAAAUAAAAGAUAUUUAGAGGAAAAUGCAGCCACAAAAAUGACAUUCUCAAUCAGAUAACUCAGCUGAAAUGGAAGAGAAAGUAUCUUAAGUGCCUUGAGCCUCUCUUCCUGACAUGUCUCUGACCCCAGGUGUGCACCAGGUGAGAUGAGGUCAAGUGAGGUCCAGCGUCUGGGCCAGGUGGUCAGAGACAUGGAUGGUCAGUUCGGCUCGAGUGUCCAUUAUAGCACUGGGGGGGGCGGAAGUGUCUGUUUCCUGUCUUCCCUCGAGGGCAAGGACGGGAAACUAACACCAGAGCUGUGGAGUAAUACUGGUCACCUGCUGCUGGCACAAGCUGGAAGGUCAAAACCACCAGCCUCCUCAGUACAGUUUAGGGUCAACAAUGGACAUUAUUCCAGUGUUUAAAUCAAGAUAGAUGCAGGAGAAAUAUCAUUUUAGCUGCAGGGGUCAUGCUGAGUGAAUUUUGACUAUUAACUUAAAGACCAACUGUAGUUCCUUUUCUUUUAAGAUAAAUGCUCUAAUCACGAGACAACAAACAAAGACAAGAAACUAUGUAGGAGGGAGUUUUUCAGUCCUUUGUCGCUGUCCUUUGUUUCAGAUAACGACACAUAAAGGUCAGAAGUAUAGAGAAAACACCGGUACCAAAGUCAUAAGCUAAUUAAACUAGCGCACAUUUGCCUCGUAGAGCCAUAAAAGUAAAAUAAUCUUGUAAUUUUCAGUUAAUAGCGUUUUGAUUCUCUAAGGAUCACAUUAGGAAGAGUGCAAUUUUAGCUUUUGGCCUAGUCCGUCAAAAUGGGAGUUUAACCUAAUUAACCUCUGCAUGCCUUCAGUUUGGCCUCAAAUUAGUGUUGCAACUCUCCUCCUAAAUGUCCCAAAUAAAGUUAGCCACUUGAUCAUCAGUUGAUUAGUAAAACUAUAAACUGUUUCCAAGAGCUCAUUAGUUUUAGCGCUAUCCCGUGUAAUUAAAUCACCCCCUCUUUCAUCUUUUUAGCUGCACUUCCCUCUUUUCAUCCACUUCUCCUCCCUCUCCUCUUCCUCUCUGAAGUUUUCCUCUCUUUAUCCCGCCAUGUUUACCUUUCUGAUGCCAUUAACCCUUUUCAGAUCGUCGCAUUUCUUCACACAGCCCUGACCAGCCUCGUGUGACCAACCUUAGUUCGGGGCUUGUGUGUGUGUCUCUGUAUGUGUCUCGGGGGAUGCACCCAUGUGUUUGUAAAAGUGCUUGCAAGGGUGAGAAGAGAGCGCUCUGUGGGUCAUGGCCCCCCUCUUACACCCCCAUGCCCAUGCCUACAGUAACAAAAGGAGACCCCCUGAUAGUUCUUUAUGCGCCCUCGGCAAGGUCAGACACAAAGACCUGGUCAGGCCGUUCUCAGCCCCGCUCUCCCACAGUAACACAUACGUUCUGUACUGGUGAUGACACAAGUUAACCGAAUCUGCUCUGGUUUUUACUUUGUUAAAUACAAACGACAAAGUGGUGCUCAGUUUGCAUUUUCUUUUGUUCACUUAAGAUGCAUGAGUGUUUCAUGUGGAGUUUGACUUUUCUGCUUUGACUUUGAGUUGGAUAUCAAACAUACAAUGAUUCAAAAUUCUUUUUAAAGGUUUAACUAUAGUGACCAUAUUCUGAAUCCCCAGCUAGAGGACACGGCUACACAGGGGCGGAGUCAUGGAGUCGCACGUAGUAAAUUUUGAGAGUUUUUCGGGUUGGAUCGAGUGUUUUUUACUCGCUUCUAACUCAGUCCAUGUGACACAAACUCAAAACUUCCAUACAAAACCCCUGACAUUUAAAGAAUUUGACGAACUACCCCAGGACAGGCCGGACAGCCCCACAAAAAGAUGACAUGUCCGGGUAAAAGAGACCGUAUGGUCACCCUAGUUAAACAAUUACUUCAAACAUUUAUCUGCAACUUUUUUGUACAAAUUAGGGCCCGACGAUUUAUCAGCAAGCCAAUAAAAUUGGCGAAUUUUAGCCUGUUUGAGACUAAUCGGUAUUUGGCCAAAACUCGCUGAUUUUCGCUGAUAUUUUCAGAAAUAAAGUGCGGAGAAUAAGAUUCGGUUUCACUUCGAAAAAUGUUCCGCCAUUUGAAAAGAUCCCCCAACUUAUCCUGUAGAUGGUGCAGCGACCUCAUGACAAUCUUUAUCCACUAACUACCUCACAGCACAGCAGAGUGACGGAUCUGAAAUAGGCAGUUCAGGGACGCACAGAGGAGAGUGGUCCGCCUCAACGGUAAAUAAACCAGUUUGUAAAAUACACAAUAAGUCAACAAGUUUCAGUUCAACCCACUUCACGAUGUUCCCUGCUGUGCUGGUCUCGGUCACGCCGAGUUAACGGUGAAGCACCAUGUAAUCAGCAAGUUUAAGUUAGUUAGCCACCUGCUAUCAGCCUUGCUACACUGUUAGCCGUGCCAGUAACAGUAGAAUAAACAACAGAACACAUUAAGUGAUCGAGCUACUUCUCUUAGUGAGGCAGCUGCAUGUCCCCAGAUGAGACCGAAGACGCGGGGGCACAGAUCAGAGGGUGGGGGGAUAUUUUUUUUUAUAAUUCAAUAAAAAAUUUUAAAAAUCGGCCGAUUAAUCUGAGUUUCUGGACUGCCUAGAAAAAGGCUUUCAUGGUAACACAAUUGGUCAGAUAACGAGGGGUUCGAAUUUGCAUCAUAUUACCUGAGAAUUGGACUUCUUCAUUGUUCUGAAUGAAUAGCCAUGUAAAAGGUCCAGAGUAACAAACGAUUGUAUCCCCUAACAAGGUGAUCCUCAAAAGAGAACAGUGAAUUAACCAUCAUCUAACGGCUUGUUUAGUUUCACACCUCACCUUCAGAUCGAGGUGUACAGGUGCUUCAUCGCUCUUUAGCUUGCACCUCAUCAGUUUUAUCGAGGCAUACUCUCCCAGAAAGAAGCUAUAGCCUGUUGACUUGGAUCUUUUUGGUUUCCCUAAAUAAGUCUAACAGUCUUGCUUUAACCGUGAAUCAGGGCUGCACUAUCUACCCGGCUGUAACGCACACAGUCCUUGGUUUAAUGACAGAUUGCAAAGUCCUGGCAGCUGGGUUCAUGUUUCAGCCAUGACUUGUGUGUGUGUGAAUGUGUGUGUGUUUUCUCACAUACAUGUCUGUGUCUCAAUGUCAAAGCCAACACUCACGUUCAUGGUGGCAAAUGUAAAGUGCGCUCCGUAGACGGAGAGACGGUACCUGGAAUGUCCGUUGGGUCACAGUGAGUGGUGUUGCCGAGGUUCUCGUGUUUGUUCUUUAAGGCUGUACGCUCCAAUGAAGGGCUACACGAACACACGCAAACACACAGACCCCCCUCUCUCUUCCAACGGUGCCGGAAACAGGGCCGACCCUUGCCCCCUUUCCAUGUGCACAUGUUACUAAGCAGACAAGUGUGUGGCUGAGAAGACAAGACAGAGGAGACUGUUGAAGGAUAUCAUUAUGGAGCUGACUAGAAAUGGAGGUGAAGCAGGUGAAAGGGUCAUUGACAGUUCAGGUUUUGAUAUCGUCACCCUAUUAACAUAAUGGUGUAAAUCAUUUUUUGACUAAGAUUAGUUUUUCUUUUAAAAAAAUGACUUUUUUUUUCGUCAAAAAAUGAGGAUCAUGCCAUGAUCCUUUCAACUAAGGGUUUAGGCGAUUUUACCAGAGAUGGCCAGCAUUAUCAAGAUGAUUUAGGCCAAAAACUCACUUUCAUCGGGUGUUUGUUUCUAGGUUAAGAGCAAAGCCGCUCUCAAAGGAUCAAGGUUAUGAUUCAUGGUCUCAUCCAGAAGUAAAGUCCUGCUUCAGUCCCAUAUCUUCUUCUUAAGUCCUUUAACUUCAAGUACCACGCAUUUCAGCUACAAGUUAUUUCAAAUGUAUUCAACUGUAUGCCUGUGUCAUCUGAUCUCUUCCAGCGUGGUGAAGGUUCUGCUCGAAGCCGGUGCCGACCCAAACGCCGGAGAUCACUUCAACAAUGUUUACGACACCUCACGGGAGAAAGGCAUCCACUCACUGGAAGGUGAAUGAAAAGAAAAAAAAGAAACGCCUGGAUGUGCAUAUAUCACGUUUAUGUGUUUGCGUGGGGAGUUUGUGUGUGUGUGUAGUAACUAUAUUAGGCGUAUGAAUCCUAAGUGUUGAACCGAUUUUUAUAAGACAUUAUCAUUUGCAUAAAAAUUUGCAUAUAUGUACAAGUUUCAUUUCUUUUGUGCUAUUUAUUUGAAAUGUCCUGUGACAAUAAGUCUGUGUUUUAUUUAUUUUUCUUCCGAGCUGCACACACAAACACAAAGAAAAGAUGGCACAGCCACACACACUUUCACCCCCCCCUCCCCAGUCUGUGUUGGGUUUCUGCCGACAUAUUUAUAUGGGAUAUGUAUAUUGCAGACAUUUAUAUGGCUGUCAGGUUUGGGUCCACGUGGGGCUAGCGUAGCGUGGGGAAGCGUUUCCCAGACGCACACUGAUGGAUGGGCUAGGGGGGCCUGUGCGACGCUUUAUUGGGUUAGCUAUGAUUAUCCCGCCCUGUCUCUCUUUCUCCAACACACACACACACACACACACACACGAACUGCAGAGAGAGACUGCCAGAGAAAAAGGAGUAGGAUGGCUAGAGGAAGGGAAAGACUGAUGAAGGAAGGAAGAAUGAGAGGAGGAAAGCAGUGAUAGAAAGUAAGACCAAGAGAAAGAGGAGCAGGAGAUGGAGUAUGGGGGGAGUUAAAGAUGGAAGAGAGAGAGAAGAAGAUUUGGAUGUUGCAAGGGAUGAUAGAGAGAGGGAGGGAUUGGAGGAAAUGGGUGAGAUGAUGAGGGAGGGAGAGGAAGUCGGGAAAUGGAUGAGACAAAGUUAUUGGGGUAGAGGGAGGGAGGAAGAGGGUGCGAGUGAUGAAAGGAAUUGAUGGGUGGAGAGGAGGAGAGGAAGGAGGCGGAAAAAAUAAAAAUGGAUGAUGGAGGAGUGGCACAAGAUGAGUGCUCUUAUGAAAAAGAUAAGUAAGGAGAAAAUGAUAGACUAGCUCUAUUAUCAGUAAGGAGGAAAGCAAAGAAGACCCUAAACCGUGACACGCGUUAUCCCGAGCGUGUAGGACAGUUGAGCUUAAAUCUGUGAAAAUGAACAACUGCUCCAAAGCUGGGAAAUGUGGAAACAAUCUUGUAUUCUGCUGUUUUAUCAUUUCAACAUGUUAUGAGCCGAACCAGUCACUGUGAACGGAUUACAGAAAGUUCUCUCAGAUACAACGGCUUACAAUGUUAAUUAUUAGUUCAGUCAUCACUCUCACUGGGUUAGCCCUGCGAAGAAUACUAGUCACACUUCAUGUGAAGACUUCAUUUGAGGUAGAAAGUUGAUAAUAAGGGUGGUCAAUGUUACUGCAUUAAUCACAAUACAAUAAAGGCCAGAAAAAACAUGUUUUUGCUUUUUUAAUUUUCAAUUUUAAGGUAUCAUUUUCUUUUAAAACUCCCUAACAGCAACUAGUUUAAAGAAAUAUGCACUGUAUGUAAACAAGAACCACAAUAUCAUCAGAGUAAUUUGAGUUUAAGCUACCACCUCUGAUAGGGCUGGGUGAUAUGGCUUCAAAUCAAUAUCACGAUAUAUUGAGCAGUUUACCUCGAUAACGAUAAAUGGACGAUAACUACUCCACAAGCAGCUCACCCCUUCCCACAUUAACUUCGUCUACUUCAGAUGCCGCUCCAGCUGCUACAACUUUUGAACCGUCCUCCAUCUCCUCACCUGUCUUUCACUCUUUGUUACGGACUGGAUGGGGUGGAGUCAUGUCUGAUGUAGGACAGUGUCUUAAAGGGACAUGAGACCAUAACCUACCUACACACAUCCAAAACCAACUUUUAUUUUUUUCAUGUUUUUGACACAGAAUAAAUCAAUAUGGGCAAAAUGACGUUGGUAAUGCUGCAUUCAAGUUACCCCAGAAGUCAGAUGCCCGAGAUGGGAAUGACAUCACACUUGAGUUACCAGCGUUCCAGUUACCAAGUCAGAAAAAUCAGAGGUGGAAACAAGAUGGCUACAACUCCAAAGGGGGAUGCUAAAAUAACUUACAACAACUAAAAUAACAAGCACUGAAAUAACUUUCAUAGAUGUAGCCAUCUUGUUUCUGCCUCCGAUUUUGUUUUUUUCCGACUUGGUAACUGAAAUGCUGGUAACUCAGGUGUGACGUCAUUCCCAGCUCAGACAUCUAACUUCCGAGGUAAUUCGAACCCAGCAUUAUUGUCAUAAAUGUCUGUUUCGGUAAAUUUUCUGUUUAUCGCCCAGCCCUAACCUAUGAGCCACACAUACAGGUGCAGCAGACAUCACAAAAACAGCCAGAGUAGUAUAUUAGUACAAACUGUCAAAGAGAAAUCAAAGAAGUUUACUACAGUGCUUCUUGUUUAAUCGAUGGCGACCGUCUGCAGUGGCUUUACUCUUCAGGCUGAUUUAAAUUUGAAAUGAAGCCACAUCCAUGUCAGGAUUUUGUUGGGAUUUUUUUUUUCUGUCUUUAUGUAUCCAUCUCCCAGUCUAAUCGUUCUUGUCUCACCAUCCCUCUCCUUACUCUCCGUCUCUCCCCCACAGUCCUUGUAUCCAGAGAGGAUGAAUUCAGCAGCAGGCUCAGCAGCAGGGCUGGUUUCCGUGGUUGCACAGCACUUCACUAUGCCACACUGGCUGAUGAUCCUCACACAGUACGCAUGAUGCUUGAGGCUGGUAGGUAUCAUCCCCAACCUGCCAUCACCACCACCACCACCACCCCAUCCCUUUAUCUUAGUAUUGCUAUAACACCAAAAAGUAAAAAAAAAAGAAUCAGCUUCUUGUAACUUCUCGUGGUGGUGCAAGUGUUCCUACGCAAAACUUUGGACCUAAAACAACUACUCCAGAAGGAGCAGCCGUUGAAGAAUGAGUACAGUUGUGAUCAGAUUAGACCCUAAUGAGCAGCCUGGCACUUUGCAUGGUAGUCUUUGCCAUGAGGGUGUGAGUGUUUGCGUGAAAGGGUGAAUGCUGACCUGUUGUGAAAAUCUCUUUAAGUGUUUGGAAGACAAAAGCGCUGCAUAAGUGCAAUCCAUUAGAUUCAUGUACCUCCUCUAAUUUUAUUUCAUUGAGGGCUCCAUUUACCUCUGAGAAAGAAAGGAAGAGGCACAGAUGAUUUUUAGACCCUUAAGUGUGGAUGAAACUUGUUAGUCUGGGUCUCAGAUUAAACACACUGACAAACCUCAGUUGUGUUGGUACAUCAAUGAUUGAGUACAGUAUCUUUGUCUAAUUGACAGUUACUUUCCUAAGCCAAGCCUGUCUUGUUAUCAAUCUUGUUUGUUUAUGUUGUUUAGUAAAGGCCAGAUUUGUUUGGGAGGCGGUCAACUAAGGAUCAAGGAGCUCAGCGUUUCUUGGUACCCUUUAGGAUCCACUCAGGAAUUUGUAAAAGUAAGCGUGGAGACGAAAAUAAAUCUGUGACAAUGUGGUCUCCUAAAGAAUUUUAUUCCAUUAAAAAAAACAGCAACUUCUCUAAUGGGGCGCUCACACCAAGCACGAGUAAAAUCAUCUACUCGCUUAAUUUGCGCAAAUCUAGAUGCGCGAAUGACUAGUAUUUACUUCAUUCACACAUCAACGGUAAUCUCUGCCAAUUUAACUGGUGGAAUUAAGUGAUAGGCAAAAGUUUUUUACAAUUUACCAGGUGAUCCGACCUCCUCGCUCACUUUCCUCCAGGCGAGCUCCUUUUUAUUCCGGUUUCAGUAAUUAAAAGAAAAGGUGUCAUAUAAUUUGGAGCAUCCACACACCGACACGAUCAGUUUGUCCUCCAUUUUAGAUACCAGUGAUCAACAGUCAGUUUUCAUAUGUCACCUGGCAACCUUUGUGCUGAUUAGUUAUAGCAACGCGAAUAUCUGCUCAAGUUGAGACAUUUUCAGCUCCCGCCCAAUUCGCGUCAUUUGCGCCGCAAGAGUAGUAGGAGCGUCUAAUCGCAUCUUUGCAUUGACUUCACAUGUAAUUCAUUCGCGCAAAUGAUUUUACUUGGGCUCGGUGUGUGGAGAUGGGAAGAAUAUACAAACGCGAAAUAUACAACGCGAAAGUACAAAAUAUUUGGAGGCGGAUUUUUACGCACCUGACUAUACACAUCAAGUGUGAUGCGAUUUUGCGGGGGGAAAAAAGAUGCGUCUUUGAGAUGGCUGUCUGUCAUGAUAGCAUGUACUGAGUCGGGGCCAGUACCAGAUAAGCACAUUAAACUAUAAUCCAUAAACGUAAGGUAACAACCGAGACCUCAUGGUGCUGUGACAGCAACGCGAUUGAGUUUGAGACAGUGAAAAUACAUAUGGUAUGUUGUAUCUGAACAGGUUAGCUUACGAGCUAAAGUUACUUAGCACAGAUGAAAGUUAAAACAAAGACGUUUAGCAAACUGUUAAAGCACACAAACCAACGUCGUAUGAGUAAUCCGACGCUAUGACUCUUUGUCCUUCAGGUUGUUAUCUUUGUAAUGUUUGUGUUUUUUAUCAAAAAGCACUCCGUUCUCCAACAUGUAAACGAUCAGCCGAUCAGCCAUGUUGGAUGUACCGGUGAAUCUGACAUCGCAACAACAUGCAAUCUGAUUGGUCAGAAGUGGACACACAGUAUGCGAAAUUUUAGAAAAUUCGACCAUGAAAAAAUAAAUGCCGCAGUAUCGCAGGACGGGAAAACGUCGCUGAUGUAAACUUGUAUUGACAGGAUACGGGUUUUAAAAAAUUAUUGACGUCUGAAAUAAUCACAUGAAAAAAACACUCCCGGUGUGAAAGGACCUUUACUCUCAAUCUAAAUGUGCCCAUGGUAAUUCAGAUGGUUUAGUUACGUUCCUGCUUUGUUAGAAAAACAACGUCUAUGUUACUGGAUAGAACUGUUUUUUAUUUAUAGCCCACACUUUAGGAUAAUAAUUGUCAACAUGAAGGAAACAAAUUUCAAUUUAAAGGUCAUCCCUUUGGCACGUUAGGCUCAUCUUUGCUUUCCAGACAAAAUAGUUCUCAUCUAGCCACCAAGGCUGGAGGCACCAUCUUCUCCAUCAGCUUUAAAAAGCUUUCAUGUAUCUUCAUCUUAACAGUUCCACCCCCGAGUAAUAUAAACAGUAUUACAAAGCUCAUUUGAAAUUGAUCACACACAAACCCCCCCUCGAAUUCACCCCUGUCACACUCGCACCUGUCGUUGACUCAGCUCUACACACACUCAGUCAAGGACCCUCAGGGCAAAGGAUCCCCCCCUCAGUUUCCAGGCGAGCAGCUCUUAACCAGGCCAGGCCUAGUUGAACUAUGACCUUCUCACAGAGCAUGCCCCUGGGGUAACUUCACAAUCACAGGAUGUGUGCGCCUUUGUCAGUGUAUAUAUGUGUGUGUGAGAGCAUGUCUAUGUUCGUGCACUGAAGCCUCUAUUAUCAAAAUAUUCAUAUAUUCAUGAAGGCUUUUGUCUUUUAGAUACAUCGAAGUUUAUCGGCCCGUUUUUAAUCUCAACCUGGUCAUCUAAGGUUACUGCCUUUUAGACUGAUCCAAUUUGAACAUAAAAAACUCUAAAUUUAUGGAUUAAACACCCAAACCAACAUCAUUACACACACAAACACACACACAAACACACACACACACAGAGGCCAGUAAAAACGUCUAUUUUUGGUUUAUGAUGGAUGGCGCAUCCAAAGCUCUGUCUGACCAUCGUUCCCAUCUCACCCCUGCUUCUGCGAGCACUCCGUACGCUUAAACAAAUCACUUUGCCUAACUCGAUCAAAUGUUCUGCAGACGCAUUUUUGAAUUAAAAAGGUAAGAAAUUUCACAAAGCAGAGACAUUUGUUAUAAGACAAUCAGAUUAAAGACACAGUGAGUUUCUGCCCGCCCCGACUGGGCCGUUGCUGGGUUGGCGCCACUAUCACGACCAAUUUCAAUCAUGACAUCACGCUGUCUUAAGCACAGACACAUAUAUGUCCGUGUGCAUGUGUGGGUACGAAAUACGAGCCUCUGUUUUAAAAAAAAGUCAGAUUUUUCGAGAUGUAGCUUGAAUCUCGUAGAAUUUUACAGAUUUAUACAUUUUAAAAAGUCAUAUAACCUGGCAGAGCUUGAUGUCAGUGUGAGUGUCUGUGUCCUCUUUACUUCACGCAUGUGCAUCUUCCGUGUGUUCCUGUUGCGGGGUCGUGUGUAUCCUACACCUUGUUAUUUCCCUUGUGUUUGUAUCUGUCCAUGUAACUCCACUAGCUGCGGGUUUUGCUCUUUUGGCCUCAGCCAGCCCUCCACUCACAUCUCCAUCCAUCACAGUCUCCAGGCCCACCCUCGGGCCUGUCCUCAGCCCCACCGUCCCUCACAUUACCUGCCCGGGCUCCCUGGUUCCUCCCCAGGCUCCACAAUACGCUUGCAGCCAGGGGCGCUCGGUAAUGGGCCGCUCUGUAGGUGGUAGCAGGCCAGAGGAGAUACACAAAUGCUCAUAGGCACACAAAAAAAAAAAAAACAAGGGCACACACGCCCACAAAGAGCAGCAGGGGCUCUCUCCCACCAGCUGCAGUGAAAGAGAGGGAGGAGGAAAUAGGAGGGGACUCCUAAUAGGCAUAACUAAAGCACUCCUAAUGAAGGGAUCCUGUGUGCAACUGUGUGUGUGUUUGUGUGUGUGUGUGUGUGUGUGUGUUUUCGACUGUUGAGCCAGGGUGUGUGUGUGUGUGUGAGUGUCGUUGGUGUUGAUCCUGUUAUAAAGUGCUAUGGCCCAGAGGGUUGGCUUGAUAUUAAAGCCCUAAAUGAUGCUAUUUAUUAUGUCCACUGUCUGUGUUGUUGUGUGUGUAUGGGGGGUGCUUUAUUGCUUUCCUCCCUCGUGAUUUUUUUUUUUUUUUUUUUUUGGAGGGGUGGGGGGGUGUAUGAAAGGGACGGGAAGGGUGGGGGUAUUGUCGCUGGGAUCGAUAGCUCAGUGUGCAGGUCACAAAAUUUAGGAGUUUAUCGAUGAUCAUCCCACUGAUUAUUAGUCUCAGUGGUGGUCGCUCGGAGCGGCAGGAACAAACUAGCAGCUCUAUUGAUUACUUUUACGGUUUCAUCUUUUCUGAGAGGAGCUCAGACAGAGAAGCAGAACUGGGGAGACCUUAAUAUGCCCUCGACUGAUCUAGUUUAAACCCGUCUUUAAGAAGCUCUGUGAUUUCUUUUAACAUCAUGUUUCCUUUUGACAGAGAUUUCUGUGUAAGUCUGUUUUAUCUUGAACUACCGACCUUUGUAUUCUUGUACUUCUUGCCCGUCAGAAGUAAAACUCAAAUCUUGAAGAGUGCCAAUAUGGCCUAUGAAGGUGUUGCAUUGUUUUUAACCCAGAGAUGAAGCACUAAACCUGUUGAAACAGCCAACGUCUUUGAAGAAUUCAAAGCAAAAAAUACCCAGCGGCAGAAUAAGUGUCGUUUCAAAUGUUUGAUGAGAGUGCUGUUAGGAUCCUUCAUCUUUUGUAUAAAGAAGACUUUUUCAAGUAGACUUCAAACCUUAUUUGUUGUAAAUCCAAGACCGAGCUUUGAGCUUUUAGGAUCAUAAUAACAAAGGCUUUAGAGAAAAGAAAAAAUACUAGUAUGAUUUUAGUUGCAUUGGUUCCACGCUCCAGAAAAAUACCUCUCUGUCUCCUGAAGAUGGUCAACUGAUGACAAGAACAUGAAGUGAAACUUAAAGCCACAAUUUUUUUUCUUUCCAAAUGUGUUUCUAAUUUUGAAAGGAAAAGGUUUCUCUUAUGAAAUGAGGCUGAUGUGUUGCAAACACUUGAUGCCCUGUGAUGGUCAUGUGGAGGCACACGUGUGUUUGUGACUCUGGCUGACAGCGGUGGCACAGGUCAGGGCAGGAGUCUCUGCUAACCACCUUCACUGACAAGCCGACCACAGUCCAGUUCAGGCACACUUCACAUCAUGUUUCCUCUUCAUCUUACCUCCCCCUGUUGUUUAACUAAAUCUUUCCUCCGUUUGACCCCCUCCUGUUGUGCGGAAGUGUGUCCAUGUGCCUUAAAGACCCCCAACCUGCAACAACCUGCAGCGUGUAUAGAUCUGUAAUAACGCAGGGUGUUGGUGUGUGGGUGUUGGGGCCGGAGAGGGUGUUACUGGCACGCGUUGCUGAUAUGAAACCCCCUGUAGAGUUAUUGCGCCUCUCUCCUACUUCGCUGCAGUGACCCCUGAACCUAAAUGACCUCUCACCCCUCGGUUUAUCCUCCUCAUCGACGUCUUAACUCUCCUGCUGAGGCGCUCUUUUCUCAUCAUAGCAAAAAAAAAAAACAUUUAUGAGUUUCAAAUGGCAAUAAAGGUGUUUGAUUUGUUCACAGGUGCAAACCCUCUGCAGACCAACGGUUUGGGGCACACCGCACGAGCUUACGCUAAGGAGGGAGAUGUGAGCGCAGCGCUGCAGGAGUGGGAGGGCAAGGUAUGACACACUCACUACACCCCACACGCACACGAGUGAUCAUUUUAAUUCGACAUAAUUAGUUUCUUUGCCUUUAGAUGUGCAUUUGUUUUAUCAAGACUCGGCAGAAUCCAUUCAGCUAACAUCUGUGUCAUUUACUUGCCUUAAUGCACACAGACACUCACUCCCCAGGAGGCCUGUGUCAAGCUGGUGACUGACUGACAGGUGCUACUGAGAAGCAGGGUCAUAAAAGCUGCUCAGGGUUAACUGGGGUUAAUAUGUGCUGAAGAGUAUAAUUUGAUUACAUAACUGCUUUGUAUGAAUGAAUCUAGAUAAUACCUGGAGUUACAGUUGGGGUAUAUUUGUGAUUAAUAUUUCUUAUCUUUUUAAAGGGUCUUAAUGGGGUUCACUUUAUUGAAUGUUGCACUAUGGAUUUUAUAUUUCACAAUGUUUUCUUGGCUGGUUUGUAUUGUUUAAUGAAAUGUCGAUUAAAAUCUGAAGUCGGCGUUCAAGUUUGAGCUGAACGCUUAUACAGAAUCAUCUGACUGAGAACCAGUCUGCUGGUUCCUUAAAUGUAUCCCGAGCUGCUUUAGCUAUCUAGCAGCUCGACAACAGGCCAGAGCUAAGCAAGAUGGAGGCAGAGAGUAAACAGCCUGCUCCGACUGCAGGGUGGAAAUGUGGAGUAAGAAGAGACAAAAAGAAGGGGAUGAAUGAAGCAUGGGGACCCUAUGUGAAAUAAAGAGAAGGGAACUAGGCUAAAGGUGAAAGGUAAACCACCUGAAAAUGUUUGUUAGAGUAACAGACAAAGGCGGGGUCAAGAAAGGAUUGUGAUGAUGCAGAAGGAGGAUGCAAAAGAGCUAAAUUAGCUAAACUUUUAGUCACUAUAACCCAGCUUCUUUUUAAACAUGAUGUCAUUUUGCAUAGCCGUCAUUUAAGCAUCUAUUUCAAAUAUUUCAAAUAACUCAAAUGCACCAUAAAACCUCAGGUGAGAGUACUGAUUAGCUUCAUUUAGGGCUCCUCUUUGAAAUGCUUGAAGAAAGUUGCUUUUAAUCUCAUUAAAAAUGUCUAAAACGUGGCUACUGUGUAACUUUAAAGAUUAAUUUCUCUUCCCUUUUGUUGCUAUUUUUUCAGACUAUAUACAGGGUUCCUACACAGUUGGAAUUUUCUUACUUUUCCAUACCCUACAUCUUAAAAUUAUUUUUGGAAAUACCAACUUUUCUAUUUUAGAAACUGUAUUUUGAUAUUUGAGAACUGUGGUAAUAGUCUGGAAACAUAAAUAUUUUUUCAUACUUUAUUUUUCAUUUUCCAAAUUUAUUUUCAUACUUGCUUAGGAACCCUGUAAAUAUUAUGAGAAAGAAAACACCUGAAACUUUUGAAUUUUGUUUAGCAGUAAAGCCUUUUUUGUUGAGAUAUUUUAGGAGCAUUUGAUAACUUGUUUCCAAUCAUUUUUUGGCUUUUAAAUUUAAAUCUCUGAAUCAUUGACGGUGCGUCGUCUGUUUUGUGUAUCUUUCUUUAGUUCCAAGAAGCGCAGGCUCGGCGAGAGGCCGAGGAGAGGAGGAAGUUCCCCUUGGAGAGGAGGCUGAAGGAGCAUAUCAUUGGACAAGAGGGUGCUAUCAAUACUGUGGCCUCAGGUAAACACACACAUACAAGGCACAUGUGUACAGGAAGCAUUACAUAACAUACACAACAGAUGAAUGCACAUACAACAAUCAUAUACAUAGAAUUAAAAAACAAUCCACUCUCUCUUUAGCCAGGGUUUUUCUUUCUUUCGUUGCAACAUGUUUCUAUUUUGCUUUCUCCUUUCUCUCUUUCUCUCUCUCUAUGUCGCUUUCUCUCCUUCCUCCCAUCCCGCAGUAGGCGGGUUCAGACAGACCGGCAGAGGCUGUAAUUGGUUAAUUGUGAUGAAUGAGCUGUCUGUCAGGCAUACACAGGUGCUGUGUGUGUCAGUGUGUAUGUGUGUGUGUUUGUGCCUGACAGCUGAUGAGGCCAGGCUUGGAGCCGCCAGUUAACACGAUUAUAGAGAGAGGAGACAUAGUACAGGCCCCCUUACCACCACCCUUCCUCCUCCCUCUUUUCCUUUCCUCCUUAUGCUAUCCAUCCUCUCCAUCUCUCUCUUUUCCUUCCUCUCUUAAUUUUCCCCCUAAAUCUCGCUCACUUUUUUUUUUUUUUACCCCUUCAGCCUUCUCCUCACCCAUUCUUUCACUCACUGGCCACCUCCACUCUUCCUCCCUGCUCAGCUGUCCACCUGCCUUUCAUUUGAAACUCAAAGAGUCAGCGACGGAUAGGUGAAAGACAAAGCGACGGGGACAGGAGGAGGAAAACAGAUGAGACAGGGGUAAAACAAACAGAGGCAUUGGGGGGACAGAAAAGAGACACGGACGCUGAUGGGAGACGAUAGCAGAAAAGUGGCUGAGAAGACGAGAGCUCGGAGCUCUGACAGAAAGACGGAGAGAGAGAGAGUGUAAUGCAUGAGGAAGGGGAGGGUGGAUGAGUUAGAGCACAAUAACACAGCAGACAGUAAAGAGCUGAUAUUACACCAGGCAUCCAUGGAGGCCCUGUAUUGAUCCACAGAUGAGUGUGUGUCCUUGUGUGUGUGUGAGUGUGUGUGUUGAGAUUCAGCUGUAAAGAAAGAGGCUGUGUGUUAUUUUUAUGAUCUCAGACAGAUUUGUGAAAAUAAUCAACUCACUCCCAAAGCAGAUAUUAGAAUCUGUAAUGUUCAUGUGCGAGAGCAAAGACCGCAGAGGAGGACAACUUUCACACUUCUUCUUCACUCUAUGAAGAAAAAAAACCCUGCCUGUAAACCAAACAGCAAACGUAAAUGCUAGUUCAAAGUCUCAUUGUGGUUUUCAGAGGAGAAGAAGGAGAAAUCAUAGGACACUUCGUCUUUGGGAGGGUGAUGAAUGAUGGUUGUUGUAAUGGCAAAUUGUCCUGAAAGCCGUGGAAGACAUCACUACAGUGAUAAAGAAACAGCCUAUUGAUCUCCUGGAAGUAUUACAGUGAAUAUAUCACACACACACAAUAACACACAUAAACUCAAACACUGUGAUAGUAAGCAAGAGAACCUCUAAGACAGAGGACUUUAAAACAUUUACAAGAGCACAUGAGUUUAUACUGGACCACUGAUUUAUUUUUUGCUAUCCAGUGUGUGAAAUUUUAAUUUUCAGUCUGUAAAAUGUCAGAUAAAUGUUAGAAUAGUUGGAAUUGGCAGGACAUUCAUGUGUUUAAUGUGUUGAUUACAGUCAGACUGUUAAUUUAGAUUUACAUAAUCUGAGUGACGUCACCCUUUGGUCUCUAUAGAGGCACUCUGAAGCCCUGACAGACAGUGGUUAGCUUAGUAGAAAUACUGACUCCAGCUUCCUCAAGAUGAAGUGAAAUUGAAGUGACUCUUUUCUGGCUAACACUUACAACACAACUACUGUCUGUCAAAUCAGCCACGUCUCUACUUAAACCUUAUCGUGCAUGGACUCAAAACAAAGAAAAGACAUUGAAACUAUUGGUAGUAAAAACAUAUUUUCACCCUCUUAAAAUAAUGGCCUAAGAAGUCAAUGAUCAAGUUUUUCAGAAAUGUUCUGAGUACUCUGAAAAAAUGGCCUUACUCAGUGGUUCUCAAGUCCAGUCCUGGAGGCUCACUGUCCUGCAUGUUUUGGAUGUUUCCCUGCUCCAACACACCUGAUUCAAAUGAUCAGCUCGUUAUCAAGCUCUGGAAUGGCUUGAUAACGAGCUGAUCAUUUGAAUCAGGUGUGUUGGAGCAGGGAAACAUCCAAAACAUGCAGGACAGGGGGGCCUCGAGGACUGGACUUGAGAACCACUGGUCUAACUCACACUCUUUACAUAGACGAUUAUCCUACAAGGAUAGUAUCACGUGAUCUGUUCAACUCAGGAUUCAAGCAAUUCUAUCAGAGAUGGGCAGAACCAUAAAGGACUGACUUAAGGGGAAUAAAAACUUCAUUAUUAUAGUACUUUUAAAAACAGAAGUCUACAAAGUGCUCAGACAAAUAGUCAAAAAGCAUGUGGAAAUAAAGACUAAUAAAAACAAAAAGUUCAGUUAAAAUGGAUAUGAGGGCCAUUUUUAUAUGUCAUAAGGAACCCAGACAAUGCAAGAACCAUGCAACAUAAAAUGUGGCAUUUUGACAAACAAAAGGGCCAUGAUUUUAAAAAGGUGACGAUAUUUAAGUCUCUGUAAAGAUAAGCAUUUUAAUAAGGCUGCUAAUUGAUUAGAGCUCAUGGAAAUUUGCAAAACUGUAUUUUUUUGCUGUUACGGUCGUAUGUUGCUUGUAUGUGCUUUUCCCCCUUUCGCCUUCCCCAGCUCUGCCCAGGUGAAGUCACUGAUUGGCAAUCAGCUUCACCUGGUACUGAGGGUUUAAAACCCCGGAGCAGCCUGCAGAAGGGAGAGGCAUUUGGAGAGGAACUGCAAAAAUUGGUUCUUUGUGUUUAGUUGACUUUUUAUUUUUUUAUCUUUGUGACAUAUUUAAUUCUGUGUUUGUUUUAAUAAUAAAUCACUUGAUAAAGUUCUAAGGUGUUUUGGGUGGGACGUAACAAAGAAAGACUUCAUUGUUUAACACUGCGUGUUACGUUGGUUGAAAAACCCUCCAAUCACUUUAUUGACAUUCAAGUUAAAGUAACCGUCUUGUCGAAGUAUUUAAAAACGCAGUGAUGUAACUAUUGAGUGUUUUCCUUUUACAAUCUAAUCCUCCCCCUCCCUUUGUUCUCCCUGUCUCUUUAUAACAUAACAAAGACAAUAAUGGACCAGGGGAUGUAAAUCUUUCGGUCCAAUUGCCAAAAUCUCGAGUACACAGAUAGCAAUGAUAGAAAUAAGAGAAAUUGGAACUAAUCAUAUUUAAAAAAGGGGGAAAUUGAUUAUUUUUCCAAGACUAAUGACUUCAAAGACACUGAUGAAUCAGCCUAUGAGUCCCCCCUCCCUCUUAGUUUAGUACAGUCGCUGUGCAACAUGAUGUCAGCGCUAAAAGAUAGAUGUUCCCACUGUUUAAAGAUUCAAAGUUUAGAGGAGAGAGCUUUAAAAAGUUUUGUGUGUUCAUUCAUUAUUUUCUAUAUGUGUUGUCAUCUCUCCUAAGUGUCUGUUUCCACCUGAACUCCUCAUGACAAACAGCUGGCCUGCAGCGAAAUACACUCGCAGACACACACACACACAAAGCAGGCAAACACACCAACACACACACAGGAAGGAGGUUAGAUUGAUCCAGGUUUAGCUCUCAGGGCUAAGAGUUAUUGAAGAGAAUCAUCCCCCUGUAAUCAUGUUAGAGCCAACCAGACCUGCCCAGUACACACUGCUGCAAGUGUGUGUGUCGGUGUGUGUGUGCGCGCAUGUGUGUGUGAGAGAGAGAGAUGGUGAGCUUUCAUUUGUUUUGCGUCUCCUUCCUUUCCUUGUUGUUGUCAGGGUCCUCUGAGAAAUGUCAAUGUGCCCUUCUGCCAAAGUCGCUCUCAAUCAGCUAAAAGACGUACGAACGCGCACACACACACACACACACACACUCACAAACAGAAGGUUACGCUGUCAUUCACACGGACGUUGAUAAAGCAGACGGAGGUUUGGAGCCCCUCUUGUCACUAUUCAUCUGUGUGUCCAUCUCUGACACACUUGUUUGUUUCUCUGUCUCCUUAUCUCCAUCACUCCCCUCUCUUUAUCUCCUCCUCCUGCAUCCUUACUCCCUCUUUCCUCUCCUUAUCUGUGCUCCUGCUGCCCCCCUCAUCUCCUCAUCUUUCUGCCUCCCUCGUUCUGCAUCUCCCGCUGUCUUCCUGCCAAGCAUCUGUUUUCUUUGAUUAUCAGCUAUUAGUCGCUCAUUUAACACUCAGAGCUAAUGUGUGUUGUGAAGUAUUUUGGCCUCACGGCACCAAAUACACACACACACACACACAGGCGCGGACAGAGCAUUAUAUAAUAUAUAUGGAAAAGAGAGCAGGAAGGGUCUAGUUUUUUGGUGUGUGUGUCUGUUGUUUGACACAUUUUACUUCUUCAAAAUUAGUUUUACCAGUUUUUACGAUUAUAAUCAAAGAAACUUCAACAAGUUUGAAUCAGUCAAACUAAAAGAGGACAUGAAAUAUACCAUAUUGGCAUCCUCAAAUGGUAAAAAAAUCAAUUAGGAGAGAGUCUGAAAAAUCAGCUGUUUAAUAGGAAAACCGCUUUUAAGAGUGUAUUUAAGACAUGCACACAGCACUAUCUUGAAUUCACGACAGUUGUGACGUCAUCGGUUGUGCAUGAAUAGAACAGUGAAAUAGUAAUUAGUAAUUAGUAGCUCAACUGCACUGAACUACCUUUGGGGGGGGCCCAGCUCGCAAAAGGUGGAGAACCCCUGCUCUAGUGUAUAUGCUAACAGGUGGACGCUUCAUAGCUGCUAGCCAGCGUCGGAGAAUCACCGGCCGUUUCGCCGGCAAAUGACGAAAAUGCAACGUUUUUUUAUUUCUUACGUUGUAAAAUUGGUUGAAGCAGCCCAGCGCAAAACAAAACACCCCUCCUCUUGUAAGUUUACUCGUCUUUGGCUCUCGCUUCGCCAUUUCAGCCAUCCGAAUCUGCUCUCAUUCGAUUGUCAAUAUGCGGGCUACACAACCGAUAACGUCACACGAAAGUGCACUGCUUUCCGGUUCCCCGCAGUGUCGCUAAAGUGGAAGUUCUGUCACAGUUUUCUAGAAAUGUAUGACAUUUUGAGAGUCAUGAAUACAGUGAUUUGUGAAGUCGAGAGGCAUUCUUAAAAAUAAUGAUAAUUUGGGUCUUUGUUUCAUGUCCUCUUUAAAGAUAUGCAUACUAAGAGCUUUUUUAUUUCAGACCAAGUUCAUAAAAAUCACCUGAAGGUAAUGAAAAGCACUAAAGUAACAUUAAAACUGUUGUAAUUUGCUGUUUCUUGUCAGUGAGUUGUCUUUGUCGACUAUUUUCGCCAAUCUUCUCUCCGUCCUCUACGUUAGCUAAACUUACAGUGGCCGCUAAAUUGACAACAAUCAAUCUGUGGGCGGCUGACAAAUAGCAAGGGCUUCAUCCGAACGGCCAAAUUGAGUGAAUGCUUGGCUCAUGUAUCAGGAGCGUCAUCUGUUAAAUCAAAUGUUCAGAUGUGUAAAUGCGUGGCACACUGACAUGAAAUAGUUUGUCUUAUUUGUGCGGCGCUGUCUUUUGUGAUGUGUCUGUUUUGCCGGUUAAUGUUGCACUGAUGCUGGAUGUUUUUUACAGCCCACAGAGAGACAGACAGGAUCCAUGGACCAAGAGAAAGACAGACUCAGACCCAGAUUUGUGUCUUUAUCAGGCCAAAAAACUCAAAUUUUAUCCACAGGAACAGUUGAUCUGUCAUUUUUUGUGCCAUCCAACAUAACCUAUAACAGAUUUAUUUCCAAAAAACUGAUAGUGAUGUAAAUCUAACCAAAGCCAGAGAAGCUGAGAGGCACGGUCGUGCAGUAGCUCUUCAGCAGUAUCUCUGCUCGCUUCACUUGUGCCGAGAGAUCCUGAGGUGAAGGCACAGCUCAUGAAGUAAACCGCAUUCAUUUUUCUGUCAGCUUUGUCAACUUUUAUAUGCAAUCUUAUGUGAAAGACACAAUCAGGAUACCCAGAAUCUCUUUCUUUACUUUCAUAUUGAUUUGGAGAGUCUGGUUUUGGCCUUAGCCCCUCAGCAGCCCCAGAUCUGGAUGAGUUUGUGCUUCUAAAACCACAGCCAAAUACACUCUUUCCUCCCCUCAGACCCAACUCAUCAUCUUGUCUUUGUGUAUGUGUGUGUGUCUGUGUGUGUGUGUGUGGUUGCUGGGGUGAUGGCAGGGUUGGGUAGGCACUCCUCUUUAAGCAAAAGUGUGUGUCUGUGUGUGUGCGAGGCUGCAAUCCAUGCUAAACUGAUUUCGCUAUGGCCGCGCCAGGGAGGCUAACGCAAUUACCGCUGGCUAAUGGCCCCACUGACUGAGGGGGGAAGAGAGGCAUCGUGGGUAGCUUUCUGGAGGUCUCUCAUCUCGCUCUCUCGCUCUGUUUUCUCCUCUUUCUCUUUUUUUUUUCCUCGACCAAAUGUCUCUGACCCCUUUCUCAUCCCUGCUCUCUCACUCUUUUAUCAUAGUUUCUGGGAUCCCCGCUGCCCUCAGGUCACCCCAGCUCAGACGGGUGAAACUUAGAAUAAUUACAGCAAAAGCUAAGUCAACGAAUGCAAAUGACUGAAACGAUCCUCCUCCUUUUCUUUCUCCCUCCAGCCAUCAGGAGGAAGGAGAAUGGUUGGUAUGAUGAAGAGCAUCCUCUCGUAUUCCUCUUCCUGGGCUCAUCUGGAAUCGGUAAAUCACUCUCCCGUCUUUUCACACUGACACCUCCUCUCUAGUUCAAAGCUGUUGAAAUAAACUCAUGAAUUUCCUUAAAGUAGCUGCCAAAACUAACAAACCACUUGAAUUGAAGAAGUUUAGUAAAUACUCGUGGAGUAAAUCUACGGGUUUCUCCAGAGACAGAACACACAGGACGAUACAUUAUCUCCACCAAGCAUUGUCUGAAAAAACAAAAGGACUAAUUAGGGCUGGGCGACAAACCGAAAAUUGACCGAUAUUGAAAUUUACGACAAUAACAAACGUCAUUUUGCCCAUGUCAGUAUAUUCGUGUCAAAAAAAUAAAUAAAUAAAAGUUGGUUUUGGAUGUGUGUAGUUAGGCUUUGGUCUCAUGUCCCUUUAAGACGUUGUCCUACGUCAGAGAUGUGACUCCGCCCCAUCCAGUCUGUAACAAAGAAGGAAAGACAGGUGAGGAGAUGGAGGACGGUUCAAAAGUUGUAGCGGCUGAAGUAGACGAAGUUAAUGUGGGAGGAGGUGAGCAGCUUGGGGAGUAGUUAUCAUUCAUUUAUCAUUAUCAAGGUGAACUGCUCAAUAUAUCGUGAUAUUGAUUUGAGGCCAUAUCGCCCAGCCCUAGGACUAAUUAUUACUAAUUAAAACACAGCAACCGUUUUUAAGAACAGGUUUAAAAAUCACCCAGCUCUGUCAAAGACUUAAGGUCCUUACACAGACAGGGCCGACGCGACUAUAGAAAGCGAAAUUACGAAAUAUUCAGAGGUGAAUUUUGACGGGCCUGACUAUACAUAUCAAGCCUGAUGCUAUAUUGCGACUUUCAUCUGUGCUAACAUAAGCUAACUGUUGUUACUAUAGUUUCAUGUACUUAUCUUAUCGCCUCUUAUUGGCUAUAAGUGCUGACCGUGUGAUGACGUUUCCAGCUUUUGUAGCCAAUCAGAGGCAAAGGAGGAAAUAACCGCACGACAAAAACGGUCCCGGUGUGAAAGGACCUUAAGAUUGGCUCCCUAGAAAUGAAUCUUUCUAGAUAGAAUUCAGUUUAUCAUUUUCAAUGCUGAGAAAAUACAGAAAAUUAUGGGACACAUAAAGAGAAGGCUGCUUAUAGACAAUAGUUGGUAAACAGCAUGUCAGGUUGCAAAAGUCUGAAUGUUUCCAGAAGCUUAACUUUAUUGAUGUUCUAACGUUCACGAGUUUAAGAAGAAAACACAAACGACACAACAGCUGAAUUCUCAGCUUCCCAUUCUCUCGGCGUGUUGGUCUGUUCUGAAGCCACCAGCGCAGUGCCAAGUCUUCUGAGUGCUGAAGAGGGAGCUCUUACAGUCACUUGUCAUUUCAUUUGGACUGGUGUUAAAGACAGAUUUUGGCUGUGGUGCAGAUGCAUUUUUGAUGGCUAUCAUACCAUGAAGAAGAACAGCAGCAGCCAACAACGAAGAGAGGAAAUUAAGAGCAGGGAACAACAUGACGGCAAACUUAUUUCUGUGGUAGCUGAGUACCCCGUCUUCAUUCACUGAGAGUGUUUGAAUAUGAAUUCAGUAGAAAUGUCCACCCAUAGUAGAGAUUUGUGAUGUGUAUGCAGCUGUCAAGGAGGUUUGCAUCAUUUCAGGAUUAGUUUUAUUGAGCUGUAAUAGGUAGAAAAAUGUAAGUUUGAAUUCCCUUCAUAUGUACAUCUCUAAUUAUUUAAUGCAAAUUUUAAAAAAGUGUGAAGGAAAAGAAGGAAACAGGGAUAUUAAGAGCUGGAUAGAUGGCUAAAAAAGGGUGAGAUGGUGAAAUGACAGACCGGAGAGAUAGAUGGAGCGGAGACAGUGUUCAUAUUCUCUGUUGCCUUCAGCGACAAACAGUGGCCAUGAGACAUCAAUAUUAAACACAGCAACAAGACACAGGCGCGCGCGCACACACACACACACACACACACACACACAGAGAGGCUCUUACACACACAUCAUACCCAUAUGCAUACCAAACACAAGACAUCAAUAUCAUAUAUGAGCAUUUGUAUGCAGAAUAUUUUACUGACAAACACAAUGUGUGCUCCUGGAGAGAAGGCGCCGUAGAAGGAGGCAGAGUUUUAGAUCGACGCUGAGAGCAGGAGGGUUUGUCUCCCUCCUCCCCGUCUAAAAUGAGUUCAUGAUAUCUCUGCACAUUCAGAUACUGUUUUUAGUUUAUGAUAAAGAAAUCACAACCAGUGACUGUUUUCACAGGAAAGACCGAGUUGGCCAAGCAGGUGGCUCGCUACAUGCACAAAGACAUCAAAAAGGUACACAAACAUUCCAAUGUCGAGUCUUUGAUUUGUGUUUGUUUCCUUGGAAACUGUUAAAAGUGUAUGCUGAUACAGUAUGAUGUAGUUUCUCUCCUGAUGGUUAAAGGGUUAAUAACAUUUGAUUCCAGGGUUUCAUCCGUAUGGACAUGUCUGAGUUCCAGGAAAAACAUGAGGUGAGAUGCUAACCCUAACCCUAACCCUAACCCUAACCCUAACCUCCCUUUCUCCUCCACUGUGAGGUCAGCAUGUUCGUUUCCUCAUUCUUGAACCAUAAAUGUUAUAUUGAAAUGCUGCUGUAACUUCGAUAACCUGUUAUUGUGCUAAAAUAACAUUAGAAUCAGUCUGUUAACUCAUACUGGAUGAUGUAAAAAUCCACUUUAGGGUCUUCACCUUGUGUUAAGAUUUUUGUAGUAGUAGAAAACGAGGUAGGUUAAGAGUAAACCAUUUUGAUCCAUCAUGCAAACCUGCAACCCACAGGUAGCAAAAUUCAUCGGCUCUCCUCCGGGGUACGUUGGACACGAAGAAGGCGGUCAGCUGACCAAGCUGUUGAAGGCGUGCCCCAACGCUGUCGUCCUCUUUGAUGAAGUCGACAAAGCCCACCCUGAUGUUCUUACAAUCAUGCUGCAGCUCUUUGACGAGGUUCGUACACACGGACAUGAGCGGACAAUAGAUUUCACUCCCAUAUCUUAUCGCUACAUUCGGUGUUAUUGAUGAAAAUUACUAAUCACGCAGGGUCGUCUCACAGACGGCAAGGGGAAAACCAUCGAGUGUAAAGACGCCCUCUUUAUCAUGACUUCGAAUGUAGCGAGUGAUGAAAUCGCUGAGCAUGCCCUGCAGCUUCGCCAGGAGGCUGAGCAGGUCAGCCGCAGAAAACUGGCGGACAACCUGGGUGAGAGAAACAAAAACUAUAAACAUGUUUAGGACAUUGAGCUGCAUUUUUCAGAUGUGUAAAAUGCUACAGCUGUGAAAAUUUCCAAUUUUCUUUCCCAGAGGAUGUACAGAAAAGCGAUGACAUCAAAAUCCCUCGACAGUUUAAAGACUCAGUCAUUCGACCAAUCCUCAAGGUAACAUCUUUCACACACUCACACAGAUAAAAGCCGCCUUGUUUUGGUAUGAUUCAAGUCCAGUGUUGUACUCUUUACACAUGUGGUGUUGUCUUCGUUAAUUGUUUUGUCCGCCCCCUCAGUCUCAUUUCCGGAGGGAUGAGUUUCUUGGUCGGAUCAAUGAGAUUGUGUACUUCCUGCCGUUCUGUCACUCAGAGCUGCUGCAGCUGGUCAGCAAGGAGCUCAGCUUCUGGGCCAAAAAGGUACGUCGUCCUACUGUCACAGCAGGCAGCAACAUCCAGAGGUACUGAGUUUACACGAAAACAACCUUUUAAAGUCUUCUGAAACCGUGAAGGUCACAUUGAUAGACAAAACUGAAAAAUCAAAUAGUUUCUUCUAACUUAAAGGGAUAUUCUGGCGUAAAAUUAAUGGACACUCCCUCAUUUCUUUAUGGAAAUGCAAUCAGACCGAGACGCUAAGGCAGAAGAACUACCGCGUCUGCAGUGCAAAAUGAUUAAUAUGAUGAUUAUUACUUCAAGGAAAUGAUAAAGAAAUGAUCAUAAAUGUUCUUCCUUGAGCUGCGGCACCCCGCAGCAGUCCGUAAUGGACUGGCCCGAGGUCUUGCUACAAACAAGCGACUGCUGGAAGAGAGUAGGUGAGUUGUGUUUAGUCUCUUUGCUAAAGAAAUCAGGCAAAGUUAAAAAGAUGUUUGGUGGCUAGUGCUAUGGCUGGGACCCUGUAUGUACUGUUGAUGAAGUUAGGUGCUGUUCUGAGUAUUAUUUGUGGUUAUAGAGUGGCGUUUUGGUUGAGGUUUGUAUAUGGCUCCUUAUACUGCUGUGUAUUGCUAUAGUGCGGUCGUUACUAAAGUUGGUAUAACUCGAGAAGCAAGAGUUUGGCAACAUUUAUCUCUUAACAGGGUGUCUAACUCAGUGUUACAGUGUGUUUGAACCUAAAUUAAUUUUACGCUGGAAUAUCCCUUUAAGUUGUUAUGUAUGUACAAAAUCAGAACUUUUCACAUCACCUGUGUUCACCAUUUAAUUAAUAACACAAACCCUGACCUGACCAGCUCUGCGUAGUAUUAACAUUUGAGAAUCAGCUGAUCAGGCUGAUCGAUCCCCCAUGAAUAUAUUUGUGAAGAAGAUCCAGAGUCUUGUCUUUAAAUAAUCCCACACUGGGGUCCUCAUGUAUAUUGAGCCCCCUACCCACUGUGUCCUGCACCCGCUGAGCUGAGCAGGAACCCUCACAGAUCAAUAUAAUGUGCCACUACUACUCACUAUAAUGCGAUUACUGUGUUUAACAUGUGGAGCCUUCAUCAAUAUUUAAUUAUUGAUAUUACAGCUGCUGUUCUGACAGCCUGCAGGCAACUGAUAGAGACCUGACUCAUGACUCACUCGCUCAAAUGUUGCUGACUGUGUCACGGUGUCUUUAUUUCCAAGUAUCUCAGUUUUUAAGCAUGAGUAGUACCUGUGGUAGCUGUCUGUAUACGGCCCCACCCUCGCCAUCACAGCGUCCUCACAAGACCUUUGUUUUCACUCACUUACAUCAGCCAAAUGAAAUGUGCUCAUUAUUGCCUUUUAAAGUGGUAUUAAUACUGCUGUACUAUAAGUGCUUAUUUCUCUGGAGUGAAACAUGACAUUGUACUUAUUGAAUGGGUUGUUAACAUUAGUAGCUAAAUGAGCAGCUCAGAGCGUUGUUAUUGACUGGUGUUUGAUUAAAAAGCAUUAAGGGCCUGUUGAUUAGCAUUGUCAGACAUGCUGUGUGACAGGAGCUCCUCUCUGCCACAGCAUUUGUCUCUUUCCUGCAACCCCAGCAAUCUGUCUCUGAUUUGACUCCUGACAGUAAUACUUUUAGCCCUUUUUAACAUGAACACAUACUCUAUUUUUGUUCCUCCCUCUCCCGCCAUUAGGCAAAGCAGCGCCAUGACAUCACUCUCCAGUGGGAUCGCCCCGUUCUGGACCUGUUAGCGGGUGGAUAUAACAUGCACUAUGGAGCACGAUCCAUCAAACAUGAGGUAAUACAUUAAAAUUUCUGAAAAAUCUGAAUGACUCAUUUAAAGUAUCAAAAGCAAUAUCGUCAGCUAUGUAAACAUUUAGCUUACUACAAAGUUACUGUAGCGACUACUUUCCUUCUUGCAUCUGCGAUUGAGUGUUAAAAGCGAUUUAUUGUUCAGAAAGAAAAAAAAAAGUUACAGUCAAAAGGUCCUUUUCAGACCGGGACCGUCAUGUGAUUGUUUCGGACGUCUAUAUUUUUUUUUCGAACCCGUAUCCUGUCAAUACAAGCGUUCACAUCAGCAAUGUUUUCCCAUCCUGCGAUAUUGUGUCAUUUAUUUUUGUUUGGCUUGAGCGUGUGAUGACGUUUCCAGCUUUUCUAGCCAAUCAGAGGCGAAGGAGGCGGGACUUUCCCCAGCAAAAGUCUUCCCCAGGAUGGGUCUUUUUACCCCCGGAAAGUAGCAAAAUCGCAUCAUGCUUGAUGUGUAUAGUCAGGCGCAUCAAAAUUCGCCUCCAAAUAUUUCGUCAUUUCGCGUUCUUUAUUCAUGUCGGCCCCGGUGUGUAAGGACCUUACACUAAUUAAGGUCCAAACUUUUGCCCUCAAAUAAUAAGUGAUCUAGAAAUGAGGGUAAAAAGGAUGAAUGAAAAACGGUCAACAGAAAAUUAUCAGAGUUUACCAAAACCCAUAGUCUCUGACUUCACCGGUGUUUUUAAAUAACCCGCCAAACAUCCCAAAACCACACCCCUCAGUGUUGAUCCCUGAAAGUGACAUACCUAGUAGAAAUCACAUGCUCAACAAAUAUAUUUUGGCUCCUACAGUUACAAAAGUAUUAAUUAAUUAUUUAUAAAGAGGAUUGCAGUGUAUUGAUUCAUAUGUAGUCUGCAACACAGCUAACCUCAUUGCUACUCAUCUCUCAGGUUGAGCGAAGAGUCGUAAACCAGUUAGCCGCAGCCUACGAGCAGGAGCUGCUUCCUAAAGGCUGCACCCUGCGUCUGUCUGUCCAAUCAGAGGACCAAGAGGAGAAGAGAGCACCCAGUCUGCGCCUCGAGGUGCUGGGAGAGGACAGCUCGUCAAGAACGCUGGACAUCCGCCCACCACUCAGCCCCGAACACUGAAAACAAACACAAACACACAGAGAUAAAUUAUAGAAGUAUUUAUUAACAUAUGUGCACUUCACUCACAAACCCAUAUCGUCGCACCAUCAUUUUCACUAUCAUCAUCAUCGUCAUUCAGCGUCAGGAAGAUGGGUGGUUUUUGGUUCUUGCUACCAAUAAAGGUCCAUCUGAUAACACAGCACUGCCUCUCUGUUUCAGUACAUGACGCAGAAAUAACACGCCAACUCUGCACAACAUGCCGCACACUAUCCUCCAUAAGGUGCUGUAAAAACAAAAUAAAUAAACACAUGUUCAUCUAAAAAACUGGACCUUAAAAACUUUCUUUUAUAUCAGAUGGACUAAUGUGUCAUGUGUGACUGUAAAUGUAUCGUCAGUGCUUCCUCGUACCUGUGCAGCUUCAUCGGCAUCAAACAUGUUCUCAUCAGUGUGACAAAGCCAUCAUCACAGCUGCUAAAAUCACAUGUUUGUUGUAGAUUAACUUAGCUGUGUCCACCUCAUUGUAUAGAACACUGAAAAAAGCCAAAAUGUGUAGUAUUUAUUAGAGAUAUAGAUAUAUAUUUAACUUAAAAAGGCCAUGAACAGAAUAUAUGUUACAAGAGGAUGAUGGGCAGCAAUAAUGAGUGUCAGAGAAUAAAUGAAAUGGAUGUAGAUUAAAAAAAUGUGGACUAGUAAAACCACUUCCAUUCCUUCAAGUAUCGACUGACUAGUGUUGGUAGUGUGUUGGUAAAAAUGACCAAAGACAGUUAACCUCAGAGUGUUUCCUGCGUUCACUUGAAUGAACAUGUCCUCACCAGCAGAGCGUCACAUGGAAAAGCUGCUUCUUCAUUCCACUCCUGUAAAGAAUGAAACGCUGAGCAGAAAUGUAUAUCAGCUCAUUGAUGAUGGGUAAUAUAACUGCCAUGUGAAUCGUGUGUGUUGAUGCAUGUUAAUUUGAAGCGGUCUCGUCCGUCACAGCGGCGUGCUCCAGUGUUUCGCAGGGUACUCUGUUCGACAUGAAGAGUAAUUCAGGACCACGAAAAGAAAAUAAUAUUCAGAGUUGUUUCAUAAAUGUUUGAAUAGCAUGUUGACGAGGCGCCAAAUAUAAUCGAGCAACAUUUCUCAUUCUUGUAUCCCAACCUCCACUGCGUAAAUAAAGUGCUCACAACAAAAAAAGGGGAA
Messenger RNA from Xyrichtys novacula (pearly razorfish), 36594 nucleotides. Lineage: Eukaryota; Metazoa; Chordata; Actinopteri; Labriformes; Labridae. The record is from the annotation of a GenBank genome assembly.